AUGUCUCUCCAUGACUUUUACCUGUAUCUCAAACACGUUGAGCACUCCUCGGAGAACCUGGAGUUCUAUCUCUGGUUCAAGAACUAUGAGGCAAACUACCCCAAGUCGAAGGACGAGCCCGCCGCCGCCGCCACCGCGGUGCCCAUCAAGAAUCUGCCUUCGCUGCCAAAUGAUGCCGAUGCAGUUUCGGAGACAACGUACUCGGCAAUGUCCAGUGUAGCCGAGAUCGUAGCUGCAAAGCAAUCGAUAAGUUCUUUGUCGGACAGCAUAAUUAAAGCCGAAGCACCAUGUGCCCGAGUAGCCCCGCCGGAGCCGAAAUGGACGGACAGGCUGUUCCGGUGGUCGUUGAUGUCGGGCAGCAGCUCAAAACGACGACAACGCCUAGGCAGCGGAGACGCAUGCACCGCUCGCGACGGAACCUGCGCAUUUGAUAUCGAUGAGGAGAAGGGGAACUCGGCCGUACCUCUCCCACUGUUCAACAAACAGUCCAAGGCGCCGCAGACGGAGAACCGGGCAGAACUUGACGCAGCCAUCGCAACGUACCUGCUCGCGGGCGCGGAGAAGGAACUCAACAUCUCGCACACCCUCCGCCAGCGGGCGCUGAACAACCUCCAGAAGUCAUCGGACCCUCGCUUCAUCAAGCCCGUGGCCGACCACAUCUACGAGGUGAUGAAGAACUGCUCGCACCGGAAUUUUGUUAGCCUAGGCGUGUCGACGGGGACGUACGAGACCAUCUGCGUGGGAACCGUCAUCGGCAUCGUCAACAUGCUCGCUGGGUUCCUGCUCGUGCUGCUGCGUGGUCUGUACCCGCACAUCGGCGCACACAGUCGGUGGGAGGUCUUUUACUCGUUUCCGCUCUGGUUUCUUGGCACAGCUGUGAUAUUGGUUGGAACGCAGGGGAUGUGCUUCAUUCUCUUGUCACUGUCCCGAAGACAGGCACUGCCGUGGGAGCGGUUUGACGACGACGGAAAAGCUGUGCAGACCACGCAGCCUGCGCCCAGACCGAGCAGUUGGUGGAGACGGUACAGGGCAUUCAUGAAUAAAACAAUGGCGCAUGACAAGAAUUUCAAGGUGGAGGACAAGGUGCUGCGGAGGUUGCAGAGAACAAUUCUUCUCCAGUGCUGGUCUGGUGGUUUGGCAGCCGCAUUCUGCGGUGUACUGCUCUUCAUAUUCCUGCCCAUUUGGAAGGAGACGGUUUGA
Molecule: messenger RNA, 1200 nt
Organism: Diaporthe citri
Lineage: Eukaryota; Fungi; Ascomycota; Sordariomycetes; Diaporthales; Diaporthaceae
Exons: 3
Coding region: 1-1200 (399 amino acids)
Source: RefSeq, a predicted model, not a curated record